GCUAGAAGUCGCAGUAGGUACGAGAGUUACCACUACCAAUAAUACCACCGUCAACAGCACUGAUACCACCAGAACCACGUCUAACGCCACCACCCACCACGUUGUCAAACGCCACUUCUACCAGCGCGACUAGCUACGCCACCACUACCACGUCUAUUAAGCUUAAGUGUAGCAACAUCACCAAAAGGAGAAGGACGAGCACCAGGAUGAAAUCUCUUUUUUCGACUCGGUUGCUGGCCCAACGUUUUGCUGUGGAAGCGACAAUCAUCAUCCAAAGCGGCGUUCCCGUGAACCUCGCAAUUUUCCUUGUGUUUUUAAGAGGAUUAGAUGGAAAUCGAGAUCUGGUUUUUUCUUCUCCUCAUCCAUGAUUAUACAUGAUAGAAGUUGAAGUUACUCAGAGUAGUCUUAUUCAUUAUGUUUUUACGAGGAUUUACUAGUACAAAGUCUCAUGACUGUUUUUAUGAACCUAGUGACUGUAGUUUUUUUACUUCUACUUGUUGCUUCAUCCUCUCACUUUUCGUUUCUCAGCGUAGUCCUUCUGUUUUUAUGAGCAUGUACUACAUAUUCAUAUAAUACAGGAGAGUCUCUGUUGUAUUAGCAGACAACAGUCGAUAAGAAGGAUCCCUAACCUAAUCUAACCGGACGGCGAUCGAUCUUUUUGAUUUCACUGGAGGUGCAUUGUGUGUGCCUUAUCAUUUUUUUCCACGACCUACCAUUCAACCUAGUCGUGGCUGUUUUUUUACUUCCAGGUAUAAGGCUAAAAUUCAUGAGCUGUGGGAAGUAGUUUCUCAUGAAUGGGUUUUCUACUACAACUACUACGAGGACCACUACAUCAACUACUUCAUUCUCUAACUUUUCGUCGAUUAGCAGUGGGUAUUGGACACGGUGUAGGUGCGGCGAUAUUGCCUUUCCUCCUUUACUACACUUUAUGUUGUUCUUCAUCACAGAGAAUGAGAAAAAUCUCAAUCUUCUUCCACGCCGAUUCUUAUUUCAUCUUUCGUUCUUUAUUCUCAGUAGUACAAGAAAUACCAGCACUUUUGUUCUUGCCGAUACCUCCAGUACGAUGUGGCCAAGGUCAUCAUAGAUGAAAAGGAGUCUGAUGUGCCUGGAGGUCUUAGACGAGAACGUGUGAAGAUAAGUUGUCAAUGGAGGCUCUUUGAGAUUUAGGGAGGCACAUAUGACAUGACAUGGCAUCUUUGAGAUGCUGCGAGUUUAGACCACCACUGAUAGCAUUACUAAGUAGAUGGUACUCCUUGGGUUUACAACUACUGCUAGAGUGGGUUUGCUACCAAGAAUACGAGUACCUCUGGUGUUACUUUUUUUAUAUCAUUCAAAAGCGGUUACUAAUGUGGAGUCCAUCGUCAGAAGUGUUUUUUUUCAUGUAAGCGAUUGCUUUGGAAUGGGACCACGAGGAAGAACAAAGAGCACGAACAAUUUUCUGGGAACGCUUUCGAUCCAAGGUGGCGACGUCUUCUUCGCUAUACUAUGGAUGAUGUAACAGACCAUAAUUUUCUUGGCUGCCUCUACUUUUCCGCGUGAACAAAGUGUAUAAUUAUAGGUAAAAGGGCGGGGGCGGCCCGAUGGUCUGCAUCUAGAGGGGAGAAAAAACGCCAUUCAUAUAUGCUCUCGCAGCCGAGUACUACCAAGCAAGAAUCGUAAAGGUAAAGCUGAAAGCAGAUGACUUUUACGGUCGAUUCUUUCCACACUAGCUAGGAACAACUAGGAUCUUGUUUCACCGGUGGUAGAGAAUGGUCAUCAGCGACGUAUGAUGAUAAUCAUCAUGAGGCUCUACUUCUGGCGCUUCCACCUUGCUUUUUCUAGGUCGCACCCACGCCUGUGAAGGCACCUUUCUAUUUGCUUAUGCUUCUUUCGUUCAAAAUGAAAAUGAUAGCGUGAAAAAUAUAUCCAAAUGAUCAUUUCGUUCCAUCGGAGCAAGCUGCUGCCAGACGAACCUUUUGGGCUGCUCUAACAAUAAAUCGGAGGACAAGUCGUAGACGUAGCAGGUUGUGUUCGUGACGAUGCCUAUGCUAGCGGAGGACGUGGGCAAGCGGGUGGUCAACAACAGCCAGAACAGCAAAGUUCUUCAUCUUCUUCAUCUGGGACUCUAGGUGAUCAAGAUCAAAAGACGGCCUAUGCGAACCCUGGCGCGGGUCGUCAGGACCACGUCGAAAGAAGCAGCUCCUAUCCAGAGGAUAACUAAUAUGGCUGAGAGUGCUUCUUACAUGAUUUUUAGCUUCUUUGUCUGUGGUUAUCCCGGCAGAUGGGUUCUCUUACCUCAUUGCGGCAGACUACAUACUACACCACGUCCGUUGUACACCAUCAUUAGCUUGAUUAUUCGUUGUAGGAGCUAGUACAAACCGUCCCGAUACUAAAGCUCCUUUUCAUCUACACAUCUGGAAUGAAGUAAAGUUGUUAUGAUCCCGAUUCAUCAUCCGUGAAUGUGCUUGUUAUAAUUCCGAUUCAUCAUCUUAUAAGGUUCAUCUAAUCCUACCUGAUCGUUAAGGCUUUUCUCGGAAUUUAUUUUGCGUUGAGGUGGAUUUUCAGCUGAAUUCUCCCUACAGGGCGUGGAAGGAAUCCACUGUCGAUCCUGCUCAACCCGCGGAAAAGGAGUACAACUCGCUUGCUCAAGGGGAACAAAGUGUAACUCGUUUCUUUGCUCAGGGGGAAAGGAGUACAACUCGCUUGCUCAAGGGGAACAAAGUGUAGCUCGUUUCUUUGCUCAGGGGGUAAUUAUAAUGCUCAAGUUCAGGUGGAGGGAAACUACAAAAUUCACUCUUGUGCAGGAGACAGCGGGAGGAUAUUUUUUUGAAAAUCUCAAGUUCUAACAUUUCAUGUCAUCCCCACGGUUUGUAUGUACUCUCGGCGUUGUUGUUAAGGCUUACCCUUACUCUGCUUCCCUGUCACUGUAUAAUUUCUAAGGAUAAUUUUAGAUCUACUACGUGGACGUGCUGCCAAUUCUGCAUCCUCUCGAGUCAUGACGUUUCUCUUACAACUACAACUUGAAGUUACCUCUACUUACCUUUACCAGAAUCUCCUUCAUCUUCUCCCGCUGGUACCAGAAUCUUCUUGUAGAAGUUUAAGCUUGUUUACCUCUACAACAAUUAAAUAGACAGUGAAACGCAAACUUUCCCCCGUUUCUCCUCUCUUCUCCUUUCUAUUUAACUUACCCCCCCGAAUGGAUAAACUACCACUACUACGACUACGACGACUACUACUAGUCCCUAGGUGCCUCUCUAACACUCGGCAUCUCCUCAAACGGCUGUGGUUUCGAUGAUGAUCCUGCGCUGAAGCACCUCAAUGUCCGAUUUGCAGUGGCGGAAUUCCCCUUCUGUUAAGAAAUGGCGAUACAAGUGCUUGACACGUCGAUCUGAGCCUCGUCCACCUCCACUUAGUUAGGUUCGUACAGAGUUACUUAGGUAGUAGAUACAAGUAUAGGCAGCUGAAGGUCAAACCGAUGAAAUAUUGCUGGAGGUGCCUCUAAAAUCAGGUUCCGGUUAUGCGAGAAUACGCAUUGAAAACAGGUGCCAUUAGUCCCUCUCAAGCGAGUAUACAGUUAAGGUAUAUAAUAAACUACCUGCUUAGUGUACUAGCUACGAACGUUGAACCUACUUACUACUACUUGAUACCAACUGGUACUGUAGUAGAAGGCUUACCCAAUCAACAUAUGUGAGCUAACUCACACUUCUACUUGUUACUCAGAAGUUAUUCCUACUGUACUCGUACUCGUCUGCUUGUUCCCACUUGUUCCAAAAGAUUCUAACAUGAGAAAACCUGAAGAAAGGACGGACAGUCGCUUUGGUUCCAGGAGGAACAGCAGAAGCAAUGCACGCAGGAGUGAGGAGUAAUCUUAUUGCGGAAGAUGAAAAAGUGAAAGUAGAUAUGCGGAACUACACAAGAAAGUAGUUAUGUUGUUCUUCUAUACCCCUUGAUUGGGUACACUGCUACUACUAAUACUACUACUUCUUGUUGAUAAAAUUGGGUACUAAGAUGAUUCGUACUGGGAGAAACUUUGAUGAUUUGCACUAAGCUUAUAACUCUAGACCGGGUAUACUACUACGCACUACUACUACGAAUUCUACUACUUCUACUAGUAUGGUCUUGUUGGGUAAGAUGUCAUUCGUGGAACACGAAAGCGUAGGUGUGUUGUUGGGGAAAUUGGAAAUUCAUACUUUCGGUAAGAUGUCAUUCGUACUGGGAGAAGCUGUGUAAUGGUCCUGGGUAGUUGUAGACGUAAGAGACCACCAGGAUGGAUCUUCGGUACAUCAUGGGGUAAUGAAUUGUCUUCGGUACAUGAUGUGAAUCACAUGAGUUACAUAUCUCAUGAUGUGAUAUCCAACUCAGGAAGCAUGCGCUUUGUGUCGCUGAUGUACUAACUAACUAUAAGAACUAAAAAAGAAUCACAAGGAGCACUUAGUUACUCGCGCAUAAUCCGCCUAAUAUUUGAGUCUAAGACACCAACAUCAGCUCGUGGACAUACAGGAAAAAUGCGUUUGGUGCUGAAAGACCGGAAAGGAUUCAUACGCCAAGCAAGAAUGGCUCAAGUAAAGAUCAUUCCGGUUUUGCUUAAGGCUCAUUACGAUCAUUAAUAUCUGCUAUUUAGGUCUAACAACUUCAACUUUUUAUCCUUUUUCCACCUUCUUAGGUAACCCAAGGCUCUUCCAAAAAAAAUACCUGUAGAAAUCAUUUGCGAAGGAUUUCUGUAAGGGUGAAGGAUUUCUCUUUCUGUGAGGGAGCACACGAAACUGAAACAAGCCUGCUGCUCUAAGCUAAAGUUCGGAGAAAAUAGUUUGUAUCGACAAGUCACGUCUACGUGGAUCAACCGGUUUCAACUCCUUCAGAAAAAGUACCUUGGCGUGAUGUUGCCUGUUUUCUUUCCGACAAGAAGAAUUUUUAGUACGGAACACGGAAUAGGGGAACCGACUUGGGGAGCUGGGAGCAGUACAAGUACUGCCAGCAUGGUGGACAAAGAAUCGCUUGGGGGCGCGGCUGGGAGCACGAGUACAUCAAGAAGUACAACUCUUUCCUCCAUAAGCGGAAAAACUACAGGAUGCAAGAUGAGCAGUAGUCCUUGCACUUCUCGUACUUCUGCAAAAACAUCCACGACAACUUCGAGAGAAACUCUCUCUACCAGUCGUGCCUCUUCUUCAUCAAAAAACGCUGCUCCGCCUUCCUCUCGAUCUCCUUCUACGCUCUCAUCAUCUUCUUUAUCGCCUUCGCCAGUAUCAUCAUGUUGGUCUUCAUCUCCUUCUACGCUCUCAUCUUGUUCAUCUUCGUCUUCUACGGCGCCUUCUUGGGUUCAUAAUUUACCGGGUUUGGCGGGGUCUGGCAUUCGCUUGACAAUUGUGAUGGGUGAGCCUUUCGAUCCCUCCAUUUUUGCAGAUGUCGACAGUGCCCAUGCAGGUUAUUUGGACUACUUAUUAAGGUUAAAAUACAAAUAUUCCCAUUAA
Molecule: messenger RNA, 5447 nt
Organism: Amoebophrya sp. A25
Lineage: Eukaryota; Dinophyceae; Syndiniales; Amoebophryaceae
Source: the annotation of a GenBank genome assembly